Thermothelomyces thermophilus ATCC 42464 is the source of this 873-nucleotide messenger RNA. RefSeq lists its product as uncharacterized. Bases 294 to 851 code for a protein of 185 amino acids. The record is from RefSeq and is a predicted model, not a curated record. The transcript has 2 exons. Lineage: Eukaryota; Fungi; Ascomycota; Sordariomycetes; Sordariales; Chaetomiaceae. Gene Ontology annotation, molecular function: DNA binding.
CUUUCCGCUACACCCUACAAGAGCUCAGGCUUGACACUCGGGCUGAGACUCAGGCUUGAGAGAAGAACUAUCGCUUCAGCGAAUUGAUAACUUACUCCUCCCUUUGAUUAUAUUUUAUUUUUUUUCUUUCCAUUUCGAGUGCUGUGACGCAGCACUUCCGCGACGCGCUUCGCGGCAAACUCCACUCAGACGAGCCCGUGUUCAGGACUUGUUCUUUGUGCAGUUAACCCGGCGAAGAAUCAUCGAGCAAGACAACCUUAACAAAGGAGUGGCAACAGAUUAGCUGUCCCAAGAUGCCUUUCGGCGAAGAUCUCUUCCCCGAUAGGGACUUGAGCCCUGCUCCGAUUCAGAGCGACCUUCUCAAAUCUCUUGAGGCCGAGAUGGAUCGAGACUAUGGGGAGGUCCAAAGCGCGGGCCCAACCAUAGUUACGUUGGCCGACCGCGCUGUCGUGGACAGAGAACCGGCGGGUGUCCCGGAACCCGACCAGCAAGUUCAAGCAGAAGAGAAGGUCAACGCCGCCUCACCCGAGCCCGCCGCCCCUUCUUCAACAUUUAAGACGCGCGGCCGGCCAUCGCUCUCGGCUUCGGCAACUCCUGUCGGGUCAGCCGCAUCGGGAACGCCUAAAAGUGCCACCACACCCAAGGGUGCACGCGCUAGCAGUGGCAAGCGCAAGGCGGCGCAAGGCGAGCCAAAGGAGACCGAGACCGCAGCCACACCAGUACCGAAACGCGGCCGCCCAGCCCGCACUGCCGGUGUUUCCGCCAGCGCGCGCCUCGCGGCAGCGGCCGCGAACAAGCCGGCUCGCGGUCGCCCCAGGUCCACCACCGUGAGCGAUCCCCGUCAGCCAUGAGAUGAUGCUGCCUCCAGUGUGC